CUAAACAAUACAAUCAGAAAAAGUGUUUCUAAACGAGCUUAAAUAAAUAAAACUAACAUAAUGGCAGGUCGUGGAAGGGGUGGCAAGACAGGCACCCUCACGGCGGAACAAAUGGCCAUGCUGGGAUGCACAAAAGAUAUGCCGGUGCAGACUGCGCCGCCACCUACAUUUCCGCCUGUUUUGAACAGACCCACUACCCUAGAAGCAACCGCCACACAAAACUACCAGCUCCUGUGGAAGGAGGAUUUUCUUAACCGAAUGCGAGAUUCACCCUAUUACAUAGUCUCCGCCAGUCAGGACGCAAAAAAACUUGUGCACAAGGACUGGCGAGAAAAAGCCAUGGAGCGCAUGAAACUCAAAGCACAUCCCGAUUUUAACUACAAAGCCAUGCCCCAGGAGCUAAACAUCUCCAGUCGAAAACGUCGUGGAGCAGAUGCAAGGCCGAAGCUGCUGGCCAAGAAGACGAAUAUCGAGGACAGGCUGAAGGUUCUGGAGCAGAAUGAACUGAAGUCAGGUGGCGGUGAGCAGGAUGAUGCCAAACAGGAAUCCGAUUCCGAACAGGAGGAGGAAGAUCCGGAGGCGGCGUUGGAUGAUGAGAUGGACGAGGACAACGACUACGGUGCAACGUACUUUGAUAAUGGAGAAGCUUUCAAUGAUGAGGACGACAACUUGGACGAUGGUCCCGUAUACUGAGACAAAUAAAACCAUCGAACUGAA
Molecule: messenger RNA, 717 nt
Organism: Drosophila erecta
Lineage: Eukaryota; Metazoa; Arthropoda; Insecta; Diptera; Drosophilidae
Gene: Polr3G
Product: DNA-directed RNA polymerase III subunit RPC7-like
Exons: 3
Coding region: 61-693 (210 amino acids)
Biological process (GO): transcription by RNA polymerase III
Cellular component (GO): RNA polymerase III complex
Source: RefSeq, a predicted model, not a curated record